AUGAUAACCUUUCCAAUACUAGCCGUCCAACAUAUAUUAACAGGGGCCCCAAAUAAAGAAAAGCAUUACAUAUACACUAAACCCACCACAAACCCAAAAGAUGGUGAAACUGCAGUUUUUAGAACCUAAUCAUCAUUUGAAUCUUUAAAAAACUCACCUGACGGAAUAUGUUUUACUAUGUAAGAUAUAUUUUUAGAAGCCGUGAAAAAAUAUAAGAACUGUCCUUUAUUGGGGAGAAUAGAAUAAGAUAAAGUAUAAUGGCGUUCUUAUCAAGAAUGUAAAAAACUCGCGGAAAUUAUAGGUACUCAUAUAGAAUAAAAAAGUUUAUUUACAGUUUCAGAAGAGCAUGAGGGUAUAAAAAUGGAAUUAGUGGGAAUUUUUUCCAAAAACAGGGAAGAAUGGCUCCUUUUAGAGUAUUCGAAUUUCCUUUAUAAUAAAACUAUGGUUCCUUUUUAUGAUACUUUAGGACCAUAAUCAACAUCUUAUAUUCUAGAAUAAACUGGACUUGAGACCAUUUUUUGCUCAGAAGAAGGUGUAGAUGUGCUUCUUAAGACUCUAAAUACACAUAAUUUGAAUUAAGUAGUUAUUAUUGAUGAUAUUUCUUAAGAAAAAAUUUAAUAAUUAUAAGAAUUAGGCCUUGUUAUUAUUAGAUUUUCAGAUUUACUAACCCCUGUAGAUCAUUUAGAAUAUAAAUAAGUUAAAACUAAUGAUAUAGUGACUUUUUCUUACACUUCUGGUACUACAGGAACCCCUAAAGGAGCUUUAAUUAAUCAUUAAAAUUUUGUUUCUGUUAUUGCGAUUGCAACAGAGGAGAAUUUUUAAAACGGAGAUGUGUUUAUGUCCUAUUUACCUUUGCCGCAUAUUUUAGAAAGAAUUUCAGUAUCUACUAUGAUUUAUUUUGGUGCUUAAAUUGCCUUUUAUUCUGGAGAUAUUAGAAAAAUUAAAAAUGAUUUAGAAUUAAUUAAACCUACUGUAUUUUCUGGCGUUCCUAGGGUAUAUAAUAAAUUUUAUGAUAUUAUUAGAUCGGAGUUUGAAAUAAAAAAAGGGUUUUUGUCUUAUAUUUUAAAUUUUGCAUUAAAAUGGAAAAUCUAUAAUGCUAAAAGAGGAAAAUAUACACAUUUCUUAUGGGACUUCUUAAUUUUUAAUAAAGUUAAAAAAGCUUUAGGAGGAAACGUUAAAUUUGCAAUAGUAGGAGGAGCUCCUAUAAGUACAGAUGUUUUAGUAUAUUUAAAAGCCGUAUUUAGUAUUCCAAUAUUAGAAGGAUACGGGUAAACAGAAACUACAGGAGCAUCAUUUAGUACACACUUAGAAGAUGGAGAUAUAGGACAUGUAGGAGGUACUAGAUCCCAUAUGGAAUUUAAACUAGUAGACAUACCAGAAAUGGGAUAUAAAUCAAGUGAUUUGGACAAAUAAGGGAAUCUUGCACCCAGAGGAGAAAUAUUUAUUAGGGGUAACGGAGUAUUUUCUGGUUAUUAUAAAGAAAAGGAAAAGACAGACGAAAUAUUAGAUUAGGAAGGGUGGAUUAAGAGUGGAGACGUAGGUUGUUUAAAUAUAGAAAAAGGAUGUAUCAGUAUAAUUGAUAGGAAAAAAAACAUCUUCAAAUUAAGUCAAGGUGAAUAUAUUGCACCGGAUAAAAUAGAAAAUAUCUAUUUAAGAGCUGAUGGAGUAGAAGAAGUUUUCGUUUAUGGAGAUUCAUUGUAAUCUACAUUAGUAGCUAUUGUUGUGCCUAAUAUAGAUUAUUUAAAGAGGGAAGGAAAGAAGAGAAAUAUCGAAUUCAAUAUUAAAGAAAUGUGCGCUAAUUAGGAGAUUUGUUAGGCUAUUUUUAAGAAUAUGAUUAAUUUGGGAAAAAAAGAAGGGCUUCAUUCGUUUGAAUAGGCUAAAAGUAUUCAUUUAAAUCAUGAGUCUUUCCAGAAAAUCGAAUGUAUGACUAAUACAUUAAAAAUUAAAAGAAACGAAUGCAAAAAAUAUUUCUAAAAUGUUAUUGAUUAAAUGUAUAACUAAUAAUAAUAGCCUUAAUAAUCUUAAUAAUGAUUUCGCUAUUGUUUCAAUUUCAUUUA
Molecule: messenger RNA, 2057 nt
Organism: Ichthyophthirius multifiliis
Lineage: Eukaryota; Ciliophora; Oligohymenophorea; Hymenostomatida
Exons: 2
Cellular component (GO): membrane; endoplasmic reticulum
Molecular function (GO): long-chain fatty acid-CoA ligase activity
Source: RefSeq, a predicted model, not a curated record